Messenger RNA from Phragmites australis (common reed), 3283 nucleotides. RefSeq names its product type IV inositol polyphosphate 5-phosphatase 7-like. Gene Ontology annotation, biological process: phosphatidylinositol dephosphorylation. Lineage: Eukaryota; Viridiplantae; Streptophyta; Magnoliopsida; Poales; Poaceae. Gene Ontology annotation, molecular function: phosphatidylinositol-4,5-bisphosphate 5-phosphatase activity; inositol-polyphosphate 5-phosphatase activity; phosphatidylinositol-3,4,5-trisphosphate 5-phosphatase activity. Bases 1118 to 2767 code for a protein of 549 amino acids. The record is from RefSeq and is a predicted model, not a curated record. The transcript is spliced from 14 exons.
CAAAUAGGCCCGGAAGAAACCUCAGGAAACUCCAUUAACCCCAGCCAAAAAUCGCAGGCUCUGCCUUGGGUUUGGAGCUAAAGAGCAAAGGCUACGUAGUAGGGGAAAGAAAAGGACGGCAGUAGCCGGAGAGCAGGCCCCAAGCUUUAGCUUUAUUCACUUCAUAUUGCUCAUCUUCCUUUGCCUCUCACUACCCCUGCCAAUCCAGAAGGACUGCCGCUGCUCUCCCACUCCCCUACUAUACUCUCCUGCCCAGCAGCUCGUCAUUCUCGAACAGAGCGAGCGCGCAGAGCAGCGUGUCCGUUCGUCCUUGCGCUGUCUGUACUGCAGCCUCUCUCUCCCUCUUCAGUCCUUCAAAUCCUCGGCCGCGCCAUCCUCGCUGAGCUGCCCCGGUCCUUGCAUUCCUCGAGGCGGCUCGUCUCUGGUCGUCUCUGUGUUCUUGGGUUGGAGCGUGCUGGGCUCAUUUACUUCUUCAGCUGCUGUUCUGAAGCGUUUCUUUAUGGCCGGAAGCAGCGUUAACUGCUUCGGGCAUUGAUCUGGCGAGCUCAGCUGUGGGUUUGGUGCGCGGAGCUGGAGCCUUUUUGGACUCUGAAAGGCCGCAUUUGAUCGUGGUUUCCGCAGUCUUUGUUUGUAGCCUCGGUUUCUUGCUUCAUCUGUAGCGAUUUCUUGUGUUGGGGUGGUAGCAAAUGGUUGUUUCCUGCGUCUGUGCUCUUGGUUUUGUUCCUGAAUCCUGCGGCUUCUGCUUCGUCCGCUUCCGUUCUUGAUCUUUCUCCCCAAAGUGAGCUCUCCUAAUUUUUUUCCUCGAUCCCUUUGCUUCUUGUUGGAUUCUUGUCCGGAGACUGCAUUUGGAGCUGCUGCUUUGGAUUAUUACCCAAAUAGCGGAGGAACUCUUGGAGUUGUCUGGUUCUUUUGCCCAUAGUUUGGAAAAAACAGGACUCGGGGUGUAGAACAUCAUUAAUUCGAUUCACAAAAAAGUGGAGAAUUAGGUAGCAGAAUCCUGUUCUUUCCUUAUUCGUUUUUGGAAAUACUGUUCUGAGAGGGAUAGAAAGGGGCAAAGUUUGGAGGUUUUGAGGAGGGAAGAUUCAUUCCUUGGACUGCAUGAGGAAGCACUGAGACAAUGAGAGAUGAGAAUUUUUCAAUCAAGAACAAGCUGUCCUGGUCCAAGACCCUUGUUAGGAAGUGGUUCAACAUCAAAACAAAGGCGAAGGACGUCCGUUCUGAUUAUGCAGUUGAAGAAGUGGGAGUGCAGUGCAGGACCAGCUUCUCAGAUAGAGAUGCAUACAAAUCCAAGAAAAGCAGGACAGAGAGGUUGCCUAGGAAGAAUGUGGAUCGAGAUGGUCGAGUAGGAAAUGGAUUUGACGGUGCUUAUAUUACAAACACACAGGACUACAGGGUCUUUGUUGGUACGUGGAAUGUGGGCGGAAGGUCACCAUCUAGUCAUUUGAAUCUGGAGGACUGGCUUCAUACUUCUCCUGCUGCUGAUAUAUAUGUGAUUGGGUUUCAGGAAAUUGUUCCUUUGAAUGCUGGUAACGUCCUAUUGGCUGAAGACAAUGGUCCAGCGAAGAAAUGGGUUUCUCUUGUUAGAAAAACUCUAAAUAACCUGGAUCAACAAGGCUCUGCUGGUGUCUACAAUUACCACACCCCUUCACCGGCUCCAGAUCCUAUUGUGGAGCUCAAUGUUGACUUUGAGCGAUCAUUAAGAAGACAACGGAACUCGUCAUUCUUCCACCGACGUUCGUUCCAGUCCUUAAGUCGUAGUUCAAGGAUUGACAUGAUGGAUCCUCACUCGUUAGUGGACCGUCGUUUCAGUGUUUGUGACCGGAUUAGUUUUGGGAGCAGGCCAAGUGAUGUUGACACCAGUAUGAGAUGUGGUGGGUCAUCUGAUGAUGAGAAUAUUGACGAGGAAUCACCUAGUGGCAUAUUCUUCUCACCACUAUGCACCGAUUCUAGGUAUUGCUUAGUUGCCAGCAAGCAAAUGGUUGGAAUUUUCCUCAUGGUUUGGGUACGAAGUGAUAUAAGGGAGCAUGUGAAGAACUUGAAGGUUUCAUGUGUUGGUAGAGGCUUGAUGGGCUAUCUUGGAAACAAGGGAUCAAUAUCAAUCAGCAUGUCUCUGCAUCAGACAAGCUUCUGCUUUGUGUGCACUCACUUAACAUCAGGUCAAAAAGAUGGUGAUCAACUUAGAAGAAAUGCAGAUGUAUUAGAAAUUUUGAGGAAGACAAGAUUUCCACAUGUUCAUGGAUCAGGUGACAAGAAGUCACCAGAGACAAUUCUUGACCAUGAUCGUAUUAUAUGGCUUGGGGAUCUGAAUUACCGGAUAGCUCUUUCCUAUCGCUCAGUGAAUGCUUUAGUUGAGAUGCACAAGUGGAAACAAUUAUUGGAAAAGGACCAGCUUCGUAUAGAGCAAAGAUACGGUCGGGUAUUUGCAGGCUGGAAAGAAGGGAGGAUUUACUUUCCUCCCACGUACAAAUACUCAUACAACUCUGAUAGAUAUGCAGGUGAUGAUAUGCAUCCAAAUGAGAAGCGAAGAACACCAGCAUGGUGUGAUCGGAUUCUAUGGUAUGGAAGAGGUCUAAAUCAACUAUGUUAUGUGCGUGGCGAGUCUAGAUUCUCGGAUCACAGACCUGUGUACAGUAUUUUCACAGCAGAGGUUCAAAUUCCGAGCCAAACGCAGUUCAGUGGCAUUACUCGUUCAAGCUCUCUCAUGGGGGUGGAUGAACUCCCAUACCCGACUUAUCCACGCAGUUACAUGGAUAUAAAUUUUUACUGAUUGUGUAUCUCGAUGGGACAUUCUUCAUUACCUGAGCGAUAGAAUGCGCCUUCUGAAGUCUGAACUUCAUUCCUCCCAAGAUUCCAUCAGAUGGAAUAUUUCUAGCUAACAGGUACUCAAGGAGAUGCUUUCUAAUUGUAAGAUUAGGAAUAUUUGCGAAGUUAUGCACAGUUUUGAGGCUAACCAUCCGCAAGUACCGGUUCACAAGAAAGAAAAAGGAGAGUUUUUGUGUCGAACAGAAGCUAGUCACUAACAUCUAGAGAUAAUUUGUGUUGUGCUUUUGGAUACCCCCUUCAUGAUACAGUUUCUUUUCCUGGGCCAUUUGGGCAUGGAAGGUCCGGUUUCUCUUUUUGUUUCGUUUUGCUUGCUCCCCUGAUGUAACAAGAGCCCCUUGGCUCAGAUAUUUUUAGUCGAAAGUAAUGAUGAUUUGUACAGCAAACUGUUCUUGUAACUUUUUUCGCCAUUGUAUUUGCAAGUUGCAACUUGUUCAUGCUGUCAAAGAAAUGAUCACCAGCA